Nicotiana attenuata is the source of this 1233-nucleotide messenger RNA. RefSeq lists its product as uncharacterized. The record is from RefSeq and is a predicted model, not a curated record. The transcript is spliced from 6 exons. Lineage: Eukaryota; Viridiplantae; Streptophyta; Magnoliopsida; Solanales; Solanaceae. The coding region runs from base 91 to 1098 and encodes 335 amino acids.
UCAACUAGCCGUUACAUUCUUACAUAUUCAAACUUUCUCCCUCUCUCUCUGCAAAUUUACUUUCUCUCUCUCCAAAUCCAGGAAGCUCAAAUGACAAUCUCAGUAGAAUCUUCGUCUCCUGCUUCACUUAACAAGGGAUCAUCAAGUUUGAUGGGUUCUUCACCAAUUUACAGUCCAUCUUCAGAUAAACGUUUUUGGAGUACUCUACGCAGUAGAAUUGAUACUCUUCUUGAAAAUCGACCCCUUAUUGAUUUUCCCCUCCCUGCUCAAAAGAGUGAUGGAGCAGCAGAGGAUAAAUCAAAGAGAAUGAAGGAGGAUGCUAUGCUUUUACUAAGAGGAUUUGAUUCUGUUUCUUACACUCUUUCAGAGUUAUCUAACAAUCUUGAAAAUGCCCUUCAGGGAGCGAGAGAUCUAGCGAAACCGCCCACAUUAACAGAUAUACUUCAUUACACAAUGGAGAAGGCAAAAAGUGGAGAAAACCAAUCAAAGGAAGGUAAAGAUGAAGGAGAUGAACAAAAGAAAAAGGGUGAAGAAAGCAACAAAGGAUUGAAGAGGAAAUUGGAUGAUUGCUCAGAGGAUUCACAACAAGAUGAUGAUACCAAAAAAGAAAAUGGACAGGUCACAAAAGAGCUGGGAAAGUUCAAGAAAGCCAAAAAUCUUGCAAUUUCCAUGGCAUCAAAAGCAGCAACAUUAGCUCGAGAACUGAAAUCAAUAAGAUCAGACUUACGCUUUAUGCAAGAACGUUCUGCCCUUUUAGAGGAGGAGAAUAGAAGACUUCGCGAUGGCUUUGACAAAGGGAUACCACCAGAAGAAGAUGACCUGGUGAGGCUUCAAAUGGAGGCACUUCUUACUGAAAAAUCAAGACUUGCAAAUGAAAAUGCAAACUUGAAUAGGGAGAACCAAUGCCUUAGACAUCUUGUUGAGUACCACCAGUUGACCUCACAAGAUCUCUCUGCAUCCUAUGAAGAUCUACUAAGAGGAAUGGGUUUGGACAUUUCUCCAGAGGAGGAUACCGAGACAAAUGGCGGAUCCGGGGCACGACAGAAAGAUAUAUACGGUAUUUCCAAAUCACUAGAUGAGAUCUAUGAUGAAGAAUGAAGAAACAAUGAUAAAGUAUAAACCUGUUUUACAAUCAAUGUAGUAAUCCGCCUAUAUCGAGAAUAUUGUAAAAUUUUGUAGCCCAUAUUGCAAGUUUUUUUCUAUAAUGAAAGACAACAAUUAUGUUGUUCAUCC